AUGGACCAUUACAUGCGGGGGCUGCCGCCAGAUCUCCGCAAAUGGGUCUGCCAGAACGAUCCGUCCACCUAUGACGAAAUGAUCACAUUGGUGGAAAGACGGAAAACAGCCAGGGAAUUAACCCAACUACCCAAGGAAGGCCCCUCACGAAACAAACAUUUGACCCUGACCAUGGAGGUUCGGGCAGCCAAUCCUCCAGGAAGUCCUAGGUGGAAGAAGAGGGAGGUCAAAAACCGGGCGAGUCCCCUAAAGGACUUAGUGAAGGCCCGUGGUCCUGAUCCAGUCAGAUGGUCCGAUGCAGCAGAAAGGGCAUUCGUGGACUUACGGACUGCCCUCUGCAGUAACCCCAUAUUGAUAGCCCCAGAUUUCAACAAGGACUUUAUCUUACAGACAGAUGCAUCCGAGAGGAAGCUGUACUAUGGAGGGUCCAGCAAGGGCAAGGAGCAGCUGUCUCACAUGCUGACAAGUUCAAGCAACUCACAGCUGAUGAUGCGUGGAAUGAGGCAGCCCAACUGCAUCACUUCAUUGUGGACUUACCCCCUGCCCCAGGAUCAGCCCGAAGCCCUCUCCCACACUCCAAACGCCUCGGCCCCAGCCCAGAGACGGUACCCACUCCUGAACCUCAACCCCCUGCCCCAGUCUGGUGAAAAGGAGGAAGGAGAAUGCGGCGCGGGGGAGUCACCGAUGGACAAGGUGAACAGAAAAGACAUCGCUCAGCUCAAUGGUGCCUUUCUAAAGGACUCGGAGGCCCUGGACAGUGUUGCAUCAAGCAAUGAAGACAAACUGGACCCGCCUUGUUUUUGCUCAACACUGAUACAAAUUGUUGAAGAGGACUCCGAGGAUGACGGCUGUGAGGAGUUUAGGAGGAAACUUGGCAUGGAACUAACUGAGCGAGUGCCACAUCGUGCUGAUGAGCUGAGGCUGGCGAAUGGAGGCAGCCCCUGUGCCGGGAGAGUGGAGGUUAAACACCAGGAUCAGUGGGGGACGGUGUGUGAUACCAACUGGGACAUGGAAGAUGCUGAGGUGGUUUGUCGCUCUGAAUCACUCAGACUGCUGAAUGGAGAGAGCCGGUGCGAUGGGAGAGUUGAGAUUUCCCUCCAUGGUAUGUGGGGCAGAGUGCUGGAUGACCAGUGGGACAUGAACGAUGCCAGCGUGGUGUGCAGGCAGCUCCAGUGCGGAGUCGCUGAGAAAGCUUAUAACCCCCCUAAGUCUGAGCGAGGAACGGGCCCCGUGGGGCUGAGAAGUGUCCAGUGUGCAGGAAAUGAGACUCAUCUGACGCUCUGCAUGAUCUCCACGUCUGAGACAGCCCAGGCAGGAAUUGCUGAGGAUGUCGGCGUCGUUUGCUCAGGAAGCAGGCGGAUCAGACUGGUGAAUGGGGCAGGUCGCUGCGCCGGGAGAGUGGAGAUUUAUUACCAUGGCAGCUGGGGGACAGUCUGUGAUGAUUCCUGGGAUCUGUCAGACUCCAAUGUCGUUUGCAAACAACUGGGAUGUGGACACGCCAUCAAUGCAACUGUCUCUGCUCAUUAUGGGCAAGGAUCUGGGCAGAUCUGGCUGGAUGAUGUGAACUGCUCUGGGAAGGAAUCCGAACUUUGGGAGUGUCCUUCCAGAGGCUGGGGCCAGCACAACUGCAGACACAAAGAGGAUGCGGGAGUUCUCUGCUCAGAAUUCACAGAUCUGAGACUGGUGAGUGGCAGUGACUGUGCUGGGCGACUGGAGGUUUUCUACAGUGGGACUUGGGGCAGUGUUUGCAGCAGUCCUAUGGAUGCCGUCACCAUGGCACUUAUAUGCAAACACUUGGACUGUGGAGACAGAGGGACACUUUUGACAGAGUUAAAACAUGGAAGCGGCUCUGGCCCUACCUGGGUGGAUGGUGUUCGGUGUGAUAAGCAGCACAUCUCCCUUUGGCAAUGCCCAUCAGACCCUUGGAAACAACAAUCGUGUAGCAGAGGAGAAGAAACCCAUAUUGCUUGUGAAGACCAGGAGAAGUUACGUGUCGUGGGAGGAGAGAACAGAUGCUUGGGCAGAGUGGAGGUUUGGUACCGUGGCUCCUGGGGAACAGUUUGUGAUGACUCCUGGGACAUGGCGGAUGCUAACGUUGUGUGUAAACAACUGGGCUGUGGAACUGCUGUAUCUGCCCUGCGCGAGGCUGCAUUCGGUGAGGGGACUGGUCCCAUCUGGGUGGAGAUGUUGAACUGCAGAGGGACAGAGUCAUCUCUCUGGGACUGUCCUGCCAAGCCCUGGGGUGAGAGUAACUGUGACCAUAAGGAAGAUGCUGCCGUGAAUUGCUCAGGUUUUCUCCAGCUGGUUGGAGGGGACAGUUCCUGCUCAGGACGUGUGGAAGUAAGACAUGGAAACACCUGGGCUACAAUCUGUGAUGCACACUUUGAUCUCAAAGCUGCCAGUGUUAUCUGUAAUGGACUACAGUGUGGAACAGCUGUAUCUAUCCCAGGAGGAGCUCAUUUCAGAGAAGGACAUGGACCAAUCUGGACUGAGAAAUUCCAGUGUUUAGGGAAUGAGUCACACCUCGUGUACUGUCCCAGGGUAUCACACAGGAAUCAGAUGUGCUCACAUGCAAAUGAUGCCAGUGCCAUAUGCUCACGGCUCACAGGGUUCCGGCUGGUGAACGGCAGCACAGCGUGCUCAGGGAGGGUGGAGAUCCAGGUUCUUGGUGACUGGGGAACCCUCUGUGACUCACGCUGGGAUUUACCAGAUGCCAACGUUCUUUGUCAUCAGCUCGACUGUGGACUGGCUGUAUCAACUCCAGGAAAAGCAUAUUUUGGGAAGGGAACUGGUGCUGUCUGGACAGACACAUUUCACUGUAAUGGGCAUGAGCCUCAUUUAUGGCAUUGCCCUGUUACUGCCCUGGGGGCCUCUAAGUGCUCACACGACAAUGAUGCCAGUGUGGUUUGCUCAGGUAAGUGUAAUGCUGGAUUAAUGACACUGCUCCCAGAGCAGGGGAAACUCAAGGCACAAGGCAGAGUGAGGGAGCUAGUUUCUAAAGCAUGUAUCAGAUGA
Mauremys reevesii (Reeves's turtle) is the source of this 3015-nucleotide messenger RNA. Its product is annotated as antigen WC1.1-like. The transcript has 14 exons. Gene Ontology annotation, cellular component: membrane. NCBI's taxonomy places the organism in Eukaryota, Metazoa, Chordata, Testudines, Geoemydidae. The record is from RefSeq and is a predicted model, not a curated record. Bases 1 to 3015 code for a protein of 1004 amino acids.